Molecule: messenger RNA, 1847 nt
Organism: Oncorhynchus keta (chum salmon)
Lineage: Eukaryota; Metazoa; Chordata; Actinopteri; Salmoniformes; Salmonidae
Product: tetratricopeptide repeat protein 1-like
Exons: 9
Coding region: 577-1668 (363 amino acids)
Molecular function (GO): protein binding
Source: RefSeq, a predicted model, not a curated record
CAUGAUUGUGACUGCUUGUCUACAGUGGCUGACGUGAUUCAUGAUUGUGACUGCUUGUCUAGCUUUAUUAAGUAAGGGAUUUUUUUUUACACUGUUUGUAAACUGAUAUGUGACACGCAAAAAACAGGCAAACUUUAAUAGAUUUUUCUAUUUUGGGGGGGCUAAACAGGUAAGGCUCUGCCCCACCUGCCUUGAAUGACAGGUCAACACUACUAGGCAGGCCAAAACUCCUUCCCACCAAAACAGGCUGAAAAUUCAAGCUCUCUUUUCAAAAUGCUCUUACAUCAAAAAGGGAAUUAUCAUAAUGUUCACAAUAUUAUUCCAAACCUCAUAGUGUGGAAAUAUAUUCACAACACGGGAUUAUCAUGUUUUGAUUGUAAUGGGACUUUAAUGAUUAUGUUGAGGGUGAAACGUUCUUUGAGCCAACUGUUUCCUUACGGACUACAUUUCCCAGAGUGCCUCAGCGUCGUAUUGAUUUGAUAAGCAGCCGGAAGAGAUGAUGACAGAGGAAAUGUCAUCCUGACGAGAGGUAGGACUGCAGCCACAAGGUGAAGUUUUGUACAGGGAGAAAAUUCAAUGGAAUCCUCAGCAGACAAGCAGUCGAAGGCACUCCUUGACAGAAUGACCAACUCUCAGACCAAUUUUAGAGUAUCUGAACAGCAUGAAUGUCCAGACGGCCAAAGCACUGCAGCCCACAGGGGUACUGAGCAGGGGGAUGAUGCCUUCUUUGACUGUGAGGAGUCUCUGAAUGGAGCAGACGGCUCCAUGGGUGACAGACAGAGAAGGACUGACUGUUCAGAAGCCCCAUCAUUAUUCCAGGAAACAGAGGGGUCACCGAACACAGAGAAAAAACAUGUCAAAGCCGAGUUGUUAGGAGGAGAAGCCGAGUUGUCAGGGGGGAGAACUACAUUAUUGGGAGGUGAAGAAGAGGGAAAAGAAACUUGGGAUGAGUGCACCGAAGAAGACAAGAGUAUGGCAGUUGAAGGGGGAGAUUCUGAUACUGAACUGAAUGAAGAAGAGAACACUCCUCCUGAAUUUGAUGAGGAGUAUCUGAGAAAAGUGGAGAAAGACAUGACCGAGGAGGAAACAGAGAGCCGCAGAGAGGAGAGCAUGAGCCUGAAGGACAAGGGGAACAGUCAGUUCAAGAGUGGAGAGCACACUGAGGCAGAGGAGUCGUACACUGCAGCUUUGGGAUUAUGCCCUGUGUGUUCCAGCAAGGAGAGAGCUAUCCUCUUCUCUAACCGUGCUGCUGCCCGCAUGCACCUGGAUAAGAAUGAGAGAGCCAUCGCUGACUGCACCAAGGCCAUAGAGUUGAACCCAAACUACAUGCGAGCGAUCCUGCGGAGGGCAGAGCUCUAUGAGAAAACAGACAAGCUGGAUGAGGCUUUGGAAGACUACAAGGCUGCUCUGGAGAAAGACCCCGACCUGCCUUCAGCCAGAGAGGCCUGCAUGCGGCUUCCACAACAGAUCCACGAGCGAAAUGAGAAGCUGAAGGACGAUAUGAUGGGCAAACUGGAGGACUUGGGCAAUAUGUUCCUGCGGCCAUUUGGUCUGUCCACAUCAAACUUCCAGGUAAACCAGGAUUCGGGCACUGGAUCCUACUCUGUCAACUUUGUUCAGAAUCCUAACAACAACAACAACAGAUCACAGCAUGAGGAGCCUGUCUGAGAGCCGUCGUCACACCUGGCUUGGCCACCCAUCCUCAGAGCUAAGGGACGGACAGUCAGGACCCUCCACUGGUGUGUCAGAGUGGGAUCCAUUUUGAAAUGUAAAAGAUGGUUAAAUAAGAUUGUGUGUGAGAGAUGGUGGGCAAUCUGAAAGGGCCAUUAAAUUAUCAGUGACUGGUA